AUGUGGCAAUUCCUAUUCAGUAUUUCAAUUGUGCUGGGCUUUCUUGGGCCUGCACUUCAGGACGUAGACAAGUGCAAAGAAUUGGAGUCCAGUGCUUUUGGUACCCAUAGAGACGGUUAUUGCUUAGAAUUACAACAUCAUGCCUGCUCUCUCAAUAUAACAGGACCUUUCAAAUCUUCCAUUUAUUUCCCAACAAGAGGAACAUGUAAACGAAAUGCCGAAGAUAAACUAUUAUGUUUUUGUAUGGAAAGAACUCAAUGUACUAAUCUUAUACUGGUAAAUCUGCUGAGGUCGCUACCGUCUGCUGAAAAUCAUAAACGUUGCCGGCAGGAAGUUACUAGAGCUGUUGAUGGUGCAUGGAAGAGAGUAACAAAAACUACGACUGUAUCUACAACCACUAGCACUCCUACUACUACAACUAGAACAAAAACUACCACUACCACUCCUACCACCACCACAACUACUACUCCUACUCCUACUACUAGUACUAGUACUACAACAACAACAACUACCACUACUACAACUACAACAACCAGAAGAACUACUACCCGUACAACCACUACUACAACUACAACAACAACAACCCCUACAACAAGAACGACAACAACUACCCCCACCACCACCACCAGGACUACCACUACUCCUACAACCACCAGAAGAACUACUACCCGUACCACCACUACUACUACCACUACUCCUAGAACCACCAGAAGAACUACUACCCGUCCCACCACUACUACUACCACAACUCCUAGAACCACCAGAAGAACUACUACCCGUCCCAUCACUACUACUACCACUACUCCUAGAACCACCAGAAGAACUACUACCCGUCCCACCACUACUACUACCACAACUCCUAGAACCACCAGAAGAACUACUACCCGUCCCACCACUACUACUACCACUACUCCUAGAACCACCAGAAGAACUACUACCCGUCCCACCACUGCUAUUACCACAACUCCUAGAACCACCAGAAGAACUACUACCCGUCCCACCACUACUACUACCACUACUCCUAGAACCACCAGAAGAACUACUACCCGUCCCACCACUAUCACUACCACUACUCCUAGAACCACCAGAAGAUCUACCCGUACUGCCACUACUACUACCACCACUCCUAAAACCACUACUAUUCCUACAACUAAAACAACAACUACAACUACUACUCCUACAACCAUUACUACAACUACAACCACUCCUUCAACCACAACUGCUAUCCCCAAAACAAGAACCAAAUCAACAACAACAUUUACUAGUACUACUACUACUACUAGAAAACCUAUCGCUACCCCUAUUCCUCCCUUAAUAACUACUAGAAAAACAACAUCAACAGUCUCGAAGGCUUCAGAAGAAGUGACAACAGACACAAGUAAAACUCCCAGAACAAUACCAGUUCUUGAGUCAAAAGAGGUAAUCAUUCAACGACAACGCAAAAAACUUUUGAAAGGAGUGACGUUCCAGAUGUUCCUUGUAUCUUUUAUAAUGACUAUUGUGUUAUUUCUUCAAUUGGUCGUCAUUAAUCGAAUGCGUUCUUAUCUACGUCAACGUUGCCGUCGUCCACCUUCCAAUAUGUAUUCUUCUGAAAUUAAAGAGAGAAAUUUGUUAAGAAGAGAUCCAAAAUCCUCCAAAUUUAAAUAUAACAAACAAAUGUGGAAAAGAACAUCGAAGGAUUUAUCAGGGAAGAGGAGAAAUCUAGAGAAUAAAAUGAAAUAUCGCCUUAAACAAGAAGUUGGUGAAAAGCAAUUAAUGGGAAAAUAUGGUAGUUCAGAAUCGGAUCAAAACGUCAAAAUAUUCCGAAUUGAGCCAAUCGGAACGGGAACGAGCACAAAAGACUCGCCAGAGUCUAGUCCAGUAAAAGCGGUAUCAAUCGCUCAGAAACCGAUCUAUCUACAGAUCAAGGAUUCGAGUGAUAUUGGUCGUUACAAGCGCAAUAUAUGA
Molecule: messenger RNA, 1947 nt
Organism: Necator americanus (New World hookworm)
Lineage: Eukaryota; Metazoa; Nematoda; Chromadorea; Rhabditida; Ancylostomatidae
Exons: 7
Coding region: 1-1947 (648 amino acids)
Source: RefSeq, a predicted model, not a curated record